CGCCGUCGUCCUGGACAAACGGCCUGUUGAUCCGAACGAGCAAAUCUGGGAACCUUGACAACCCAACAGAUUUGACGCGGUAGACUUUAAAUUUGGCUUUUGUGGCUGAAACAAGCCAACUCUGUUCCUGAGACAGCCGCAACCGAGCUUGAAGGCAGGCUUAUCCAAAACCCCACCGCACACCCCCAGUCUCGGAAACAGAAAGCAACAAGAAACAAACAGCACAAAGCAUGGCGUCACAACUGCCGCUGCCGCCAUCGGGGCAGCCGGCCCGAGCCCAGUUCGUGCUCUCGCGCGCGACGCCGGCCGACGCGGCGGCCAUCGCGGCGGCAGAGUACACGUGCUUCGACGACUACAUCCGCGAGGUCUUCAUGGGCCUCAAGUCCGAGGCCGACGUGCCGCUUCUGGCGGCCCGGUACGCGCGCACCAUGCGCGAGGACCCGCACGACGUCUGGAUCAAGGUCGUCGAUGCCGAGAGCGGCACGCUUGCCGCCGCCAGCAACUGGAAGGUCUAUCCUAGCCGCAUGCCCGAUGAUGCGGGCGACACGACCCCUGACUACCUCGUGGACGAGGCCGCCAGGGCACGGUCCAAGCUAGUGAUGGAUGGGGUGAACCGCGCGAGGAGGAGAGCGAUGGGGGACGUGGGCGGGUUCGUCCACCUGCACAUCUGCUUCACGGUCGCCGAACAUCGACGCCGAGGCGCCGCGGCCUUGAUGAUGCGUUGGGGCUGCGGCCUCGCCGACCAGCUGUCGGUGCCGGGCUACGUGGAGGCCUCGCCCGACGGCACCGCCUUGUACAAGUCCUUUGGCUUUUACGAGAUUGAAAGGGCCAACGCCGGCGAGCUGGACGCCGUUAAUAUGAAGCGGGACGCCGUCGCCGUCGCCGCCGCCGCCCGCGCAUAGUUACGAAAGACAAAAAAAAAAAAAAAAAAAAGAUAAUACGAGCGGGAACGGCAACGGAGUCGGGUGUUUGAGGUGCCAAGCGAGGGCUCGCUAACGAGAUAUUUCAUGUCCCGUGGCCCCUUGCUGGAUGUGGGCUGUCACUGCCGCCCCGACUAGGUUGGCACGAUGCAAAAUUGCGGUAAUCUUGUGGUUUGCCACCCCGUCCCGUCUCGCGCAUUUUAAAUAGUCGUUAAGCUUGAAUAUACAGGUCCCGGGGAUCUAGUGCGGUGGAUGCAAGAUACAUUUUCUUCCUUAGAAAACCAAGCCAAACUGAUGUACCACCAGGAUCCACCGUACUAAGGUUUGUGAUCCCUGGGAC
Molecule: messenger RNA, 1260 nt
Organism: Gaeumannomyces tritici R3-111a-1
Lineage: Eukaryota; Fungi; Ascomycota; Sordariomycetes; Magnaporthales; Magnaporthaceae
Exons: 2
Coding region: 231-902 (223 amino acids)
Source: RefSeq, a predicted model, not a curated record